GUUGAUAUCUCUUCACGGUUGAAUGUCAAGGCAUUGUAAACAUAGCAGACAGUUUGAUGAAGCGUGAUUUUUUUUUUGACAACUAUUAAACCCGGCGUGCUUGCAAUUUUAUGUCAUUUAUACUGGUGCACUCAUGAAGAGAAGUUCUUUUGAACUUGAAUAUGGUAUUUUAGUUGAGCCAGCACUGCUGACAUAGAAAACAUUAGAUAUAGUCUGUUGUUAGAUUUCUAUUUCAUCAGAUUUGGACUUGGACUGGAGUGCGUUUUGUUUGUCACGUAAGCCAAGAAGAAGAACGGCCAAAGCAAAGAACUAGCAGACACGGUCUCAGAUUCCGGGAAAUUGCAGAUAUUUAAUCUGUUUUCCUGUAUCUAAACUAAAGACUGUUAGUACUAAGUGUGCAAAAUGACUGCUGGAAAGCGUGUUGUCAAUGUGAUUAACUUAGGGCGUAUGGGAUAUUUACGUGCCAAUGAUGUUCAGAUGCGACAUGCUAGACAACAUUUGGAUGAAUUGGCAGGAAAGCCAUCUAGUAAGGGCACAAAUGUUUUACUCUUGGUAGAGCAUACCCCAGUCUACACUGUAGGGAUUCGUAAUCAACAAUACAGCCACGAAGAUGCUUUUCGAUUAAAGUCAUUAGGUGCUGAGUAUUACAAGACAAAUCGUGGCGGCUUAAUAACUUUUCAUGGACCAGGUCAGCUAGUUGCCUACCCAGUUUUGAAUCUUCAACAUUUUCAGCCCAGUAUGAAGUGGUACAUUUCAGCAUUAGAAAACACACUUAUCAAAACCUGUCAAAAAUUUGGAAUAACUGCUCGAACAACAGCUGACACUGGAGUAUGGGUGGAAGACCGAAAAAUUGCAUCAAUUGGUGUACAUGGUAGUCGCUUUGUCACAACUCAUGGAUGCUCACUGAACAGCAACAUUGAUUUAAACUGGUAUAAACAUAUUGUACCUUGUGGACUUCAGGGAAAAGAAGUUACCUCUCUUACCAAGGAGACAGGACAAGAAGUUCCACUCAGUGACGCCAUUGGUCCUUUCUUAUCAUCUUUCCAAGAGAUUUUUGACUGUGAUUUAGAAUAUAAUUUGUUAGAAGCUCACGAAAUGGAAGAGUUAAUAGCUAACCAACAUGUUCUCACUCAGCGAAUGCAGAAUAUUCAACAAUGUGUGCGUCAAAUGUCAACAUCAGCAGUUCACCAGCCACAAGCUGCCGAUCCGAUAAUCGCUAAUCCUAUGUGGUAGAAUUAAAUAUUACUUGAAGAACAAACAAUGGUGCCAUACUAGGUACAUGUACAUCUACAAUUAUUUCAAUGCAAUUCCAUUAUUCCGGUUCAUGCUGUGAAAACCGGGACCAAAACUUGUUAACUGCAAUAUUGAAAUGUUAUGCCAUGCCAUAUAUCAUUUUUUGUUUAUCAUCAGAAACAAAGGUGCAGUAUGCUUGUUAUAGGUAGAACCUGAACGUUAUUGGUACUUUGUAAAGUGUAUAAUAUACACAUGUUUGAAUGCAGAUUGUUCAUACAUAAAAUUGUUGAGCUUGUGUGUGUGUAGCUUGGAGUUUGUUGCCUGCACUGCCUGAUGUAGAAUUAAUUCCUAAAACCUGUUAACAUUCUUAUGAACAGUGCAUGUAUAUUGUACAAUAUUUCAUGAUACUGUAUAAAAAGUGAAUUGUACAAAGCUGUAUCUAAUACAAGCAUUAAGAUUAAUAUUUAUUCAUCUCACUUUGUAACCUGAUAUAUGUAGCACAUUUAAUUUUUAAGCUCAUGCUACAAUGCUUCAUUACAGUGUUAUUUGUAUGAAACAAUCACAUUAAUAUUUAACAACUGAAAUGAAAACUUAUUGAUUGAGUGGGCUAGAUGUAAAGAUAUUGAAACUCCUUCAGUAGAUUAGUGUUAUUUUUGCUCAUAGACAAAUUCAUUGAAGAUACAUUAUGGGAGAUUAGAUAAAGAGCUGACAGUUUUCAAUAUAAUAGUUCAAAACUAGAUAAUGUAAAGGGUAUUUGCCGAAAAUCCUGAACUGAGAAUUUAGCGAUUGAAUUUUCGCCCUAGCCGCUAUCAUCAUUACUAAAGUCGGUACAAUAAAAAACAGUCUAGAUUAUCCAUUUCAUGAUUAAAUCAUGAAUGAAAGUUGAGCAGCAAAUCGGAUCCUAAUCCAGUAAAUAUUGCCGGCUAGUGAUGACAUCGAGAGUGGAUUAAGGUCUGGAUAAGUUAAUUAAUGUCUAAUUAAUAAUUUAGAUACAUGUAACAUUUCAGACCUAAAGAAAGACCCGAAAUAGGCAGAUUUAGCUCUUGCAUUAUGUAUGUUUAACAAAUAAAGUCUGGAAAUGUACGUGAGCUGAAUCAUCCAGAUUUUGAAAUCCCAUAAUAUUAUUAAUAUUAUGAUAUUUGACUUGUAUAAGUUUACUAGGUUCUACAUUAAAAGUAUGUAAAGUUGUAGCCUCGCUUACGUUUUGUGGUUUGUAAUAUAUUUAUUUAUUAUAGGUUAAUUCAAUAAUUUUGUUACUUUAAUGUACGGAUCAACAUUAGUGAUAAUAAAAACAAAGUCAGAAUAAAGGUCAUUUUAAAACUCUGAUGAAUCUUGAUAAAUAAAUAAUAACUAGUUCACUAGUAUUAUCUGAUCAAUUGUAUCUUAUAUUUCAAGAUAUUAAUUGUUUAUAAGUUUAAUCUAAAAUAAUGUAUUAUUAUCCAUCUACAUAUGUUGACAAAUCUAUCCAUACUAGUAUGUGGGUGUUAUUGGAACUUGAUAAAAUAAAUUAGCCUGUAUGUAGUUAAAAGUCAAUAACACCUUUCAACCAAAAUAACAUGAUGUAUGCCAGUGGCUUUAAAUACUUCUCCGUAAACUCAAGGGCUCUCAAAAUCUAGAUUUAACUCUUUGUUGAAAUAAAAUCUGUACUUACUGUUUGCAAAAACUCAAUAUAUUGGAUUGAUGAAAUAGGUUAAAUCUAUUGUAUGGUGUGUAAAUGUGUAUGAUAUUCAUAUGUAAAUAUAUAGCUUUAAAUGAUUCAGUUGUUCUAUUUAGUGCUUUAUGUUAGUAUUUACCAUUGUUUUGAGUUUUAUCAAUUGCUGUUUAUUUCUCAUGUUACUGUUUGUAUAUAAACUUCUAUUAAACUGU
This is a messenger RNA of Patella vulgata (common limpet), 3099 nucleotides long. RefSeq names its product putative lipoyltransferase 2, mitochondrial. The record is from RefSeq and is a predicted model, not a curated record. The transcript is spliced from 3 exons. NCBI's taxonomy places the organism in Eukaryota, Metazoa, Mollusca, Gastropoda, Patellidae. Gene Ontology annotation, molecular function: lipoyl(octanoyl) transferase activity. Gene Ontology annotation, cellular component: mitochondrion. Gene Ontology annotation, biological process: protein lipoylation. Bases 403 to 1233 code for a protein of 276 amino acids.